AUGAAAGUAUUGUGUUUGAUCUGCUUAAUAUAUAUGGGACAGAGCUUGUCUGUAUAGAUUAGCUAGAAACCUACAUGCUUUUAUGUUAAAUCAUAUACAGGAGACACUUAUGUUACUGUAAAUUAUUAGAUAUCUGGAAUUGAUGAAAAUAAAACAGAAAUUACAAUAGAAUCAGAAAACGGAGAUAAAUUAGUCAAGAAAUAAAAUACAAAAGAAGGAGCACUUAAGUAAUUCUUAAGAGAAAAGGGCACUUAUUAUAUCUGUUUCAAAAGCUUAUCCAAAGGCUAUAAGACUGUAAGUUUUGACUUUGACAUGGAUGGUGUAGAUAAAGAAUAUGCUCAAUCAGAACAAUUUAGUGAAAUGUCAAAAGAGUUGUCAAGAACUAAUAGAAACUAUUAGGCAAUUUACAGAAACUAAAACUGGAUUACUGACAGAGAGAAUGCUCAUUAAAUGUUGUUGGAGUAAACAUAAUAAAAUGUUAAAUGGUGUGCUUUAGCUAAAAUAGGAAUAUUAUUAACAAUAGCUAUAACUUAGAUUUGUGUUGUGUAUUAUUUUUUUAAAGGCAAAGAUUUUAGUGCAAGUGUUUGA
Paramecium tetraurelia is the source of this 588-nucleotide messenger RNA. RefSeq lists its product as uncharacterized. Gene Ontology annotation, biological process: intracellular protein transport; endoplasmic reticulum to Golgi vesicle-mediated transport; Golgi organization. The record is from RefSeq and is a predicted model, not a curated record. The transcript has 2 exons. Gene Ontology annotation, cellular component: Golgi apparatus; endoplasmic reticulum; COPII-coated ER to Golgi transport vesicle. Lineage: Eukaryota; Ciliophora; Oligohymenophorea; Peniculida; Parameciidae.